Messenger RNA from Pangasianodon hypophthalmus (striped catfish), 6727 nucleotides. RefSeq names its product vestigial-like family member 4a (gene vgll4a). Gene Ontology annotation, biological process: negative regulation of DNA-templated transcription. Lineage: Eukaryota; Metazoa; Chordata; Actinopteri; Siluriformes; Pangasiidae. Bases 582 to 1385 code for a protein of 267 amino acids. The transcript has 5 exons. The record is from RefSeq and is a predicted model, not a curated record. Gene Ontology annotation, molecular function: transcription coactivator binding.
CUACAGGCCAAACCCACAGCACAAUAGAGAUAGUGGGCUAAUUUGCUAAAAUCUUUUGCUAGCUCGCUGGCUAGCCCGUUUUGUUAAAGAAUUAACGGUUUAAAAUUUAAAAUAAUCAGACUAUAAUUGUAUAAAGGUGGUUUGCUUGUGUAGUUUCCAAAUAUAAACCUGUCUAUCCGUCGAAUUUAAUUCAAAUAUUAGUGUUUUGUGUGACGUUUUGGUAUAGCUAGCUAACUUAGCCUCAGCUCCAAUUCCACUUUGAACGAAGGCGCUAGCUUGUUAGCAGAUUAGCUUGUGAGGUAAACUGCAUGCUAGCUGUUUGACAGAAGGACUCUGCGGCUUCGCUGCUGCAGUUUUAACGUUUAAAUCUUUGCUAAUUAUAUUAUUUAGUCACUACAUUUGCUGCUUAAGUCUAGUGCAAAUUAGUCAGUCUUGUAAUUAACACCUAAAUCACCUAAAUCUGGCUUUAGCAAAAGAAAACGACUCAAAGUUGAUUGAGCUAGAUCACUUUUUUCUCGUUAAGGCUAAGCUAGCUAGCUACGACUGGGCUAGCUAGCUAGCUUGGCUAGCUUUUAAGCUAAAUGCUUCUUACGAGAAUGGACCUUUUGAGCCACCGAUUUAUGGAUAAAAUGAACAAUAACAUCGGAAGACUUCACUACGAUUCUUAUGAUGAUGAUUCCGGGGACUCCAGGAUGCACACUUUGUCCUCUUCCACAGGAAACAGCAGGACAGGGACACCGAUAAGCCCGAUUAAAAGGAAGUUUGAUGAUGUAGAAGUGGGGAGCGGUCAGGAGUACCAAAACGAACAAAUGGCCAAGAUGAGCUGCCUGCUUUCCUCUCACCUGGGAAAUCCAGCGGACGGAGACACCAGGCCGGAACCUUGGGCUCACUGCCACAACCCGUUCGAGCACGCUUCCUCCGCCAUCAGUGGGCUCCACGCCGGCCGCCUGUAUUCCCCGUUCCACUUCUACGCCAUGGAGCAGCCGCUGGCUCUGACCAAAAACAGCGCGGACGCCGCCAGGUCCUCCUUCCUCCCGUCGCUCGGCUCUACAGAGCGGCAGCAGAAUCGCCCGUCUGUGAUCACCUGCGCUCCGGCGAGCAACCGCACGUGCAGCCUCUCUAACUGCCACAUGUCUCCGAACGGCUUCUCCCCCGCCGUCAGUAACGUCAAGAGCAAAGCUAACGCCAACGCCGUGUGUGAUCCCGUGAUUGAGGAACAUUUCCGCCGCAGUCUGGGGAACAUCUACAGAGAGCCGGAGGUGGCGUCUAACUCCGUGUCGAUCACCGGGUCGGUGGAUGAUCACUUCGCCCAGGCGCUGGGAGACACCUGGUUACAGAUCAAAGCCAAGGGCAGCGGCUCCGGCAGUCCCGAGUCCACUUCAUAAAGUUCUCCACAGAACCCGUCUGAACCUUCUGGGUUGGUUUGUCCUGGGUUACACUCCUUUCACACCAAGUCUGAGCUCUGAAAUUAUUAUUAUUAUUAUUAUUAUUAUUAUUAUUACUGGCUAAACACGCUCUCUUCCAUGCCCGUUGUUUGAUUUUUAAUUUUUCUAGGCUUUUGAUUGGAUCAGUAAUUUUUACCUUCAUGAUCUGUAGUUUAUUACAAGUCACUAAUUUUAGUUUCUUUAUUUUAAAAUCCGUUAGAAAAAAGACUUCAGCUUUAACGCUCCUCUCUCUGUCUCUCUCUCUCUGUCUCUCUCUCUGUCUCUGUCUCUCUGUCUCUCUGUCUCUGUCUCUCUGUCUCUCUCUCUCUCUCUCUCUCUUUUAUGAAACUGAUCUUAGAUCAUUAGGAUCUCGUACAGGAUCCUAUCAGAUUACAAACUGAAAUGGACAGUUGUGUAGGAAUGACGGCACUGAAUUUAAAGCGGCAGUAUGUAAUGUUUAAACUUUUCCACUCGGCCGACUUUCAGCCAUUUUAUGCCACACGAGUCACCCUUAAGGUCUGAUUUAUACUUCUGCAUACAUUUAUUUUAUUUAUUUUAAGUCGAGAAAGGAAAAGGUGUUUAAACGUGUAAGCGAGUAAUCGAUGUGAAUUCCUGCGAAUAAAAUCGCAGUCUGUACGAUUAAGUAAACGCUGAAUCUAGUCACAGUGGGAUUGGGACGAGACCGAAACGCUCGACUCGGAAUCAGAACCAGCGCAAAACCUGCUUAACCAGAGCGGGUCAGGAAUCUGUUAGCUAAAUAACAUUAUACUGUGAUCUGAAACACUAUGCAUUUUAUUUUUAAGAGCGCUUUUACGUUUAUUAUUCCGUUUGUCGAGUCCGAGUCAGAGCGAAAUUGGUUCUUUUGGCACAUAAUGAAACGAAAAGGUAAAUAAGUGAUUUGAUAAUUAUAUAAAUAACUCGCUUACGACAUUUAUGACAUUUUACGUAUCACCCAGUGUUUAUUUUCUCACAUCUCAGAGCUACAGCUCUGUCCUCGUUCUCCGUUUAGCAGCUUGGGGGCGAAAAUAAAGAUCCGUUUGAAUCACUUCCUGCAGUGAGUCGAUUCAGAGUCGAAUCACUUUCUCACUCGAGUUCAUUGAAACCCCGUCGCUCGGACGCUCUCUCUGACCCGAGCGUGAUCGCUCGAUUGGGUUCUCAUGUGUCUAAAGAACCGCACUGAGGCGGAGAACACACCAGGGUUCUGCUCACACACACUGAAUAUUGCAGAGUUUCCUGUACGCUGUGGUUUGCUCAACGCCACACUGCCCCCUAGUGACAGAGUCUGAUAACACACACCACUGUCAGCAAUGCAAAUCUCUGAAUGUGUACGAAGAACCAUAAAUCAGACCGAAAAGGGGGUGGGGCUUAGUGGCUGUGCCUUGUUUGUGGGCGGAGCUAGUUGUGUAAACAGAAGCAUGUGCUUACAUUGCACAGUUUUUCUACAGUGUAUUAUAUAUAAACCUUUUAACCGUUUUAAACACUUUUAAGACAGAUAUUUAACAUGAAAGUUCUCUUCAUCGCUGUGAUGAAGCUCAGAUCAUCGUCUUCACGUGAACGCCACCUCGUGGCCAUUUUAAAAAAACAAACAAAAAAAAAUACCCAGGAUUUUUCACUAAAUUCUCAGUCCUGUGGCGUAGAUUAUGCAGUGCUUUGCUUAGCGUCGUCCCGAUGCGCGUAUAGGAGAGUCGCUUUCCACAUUUUUGUCUUCAGAUUGGAGAAACUUGUACAUGACUUGGUGUGAAAGGUAAAAAUUUCUUUUUUGAACAACAGAUUUAUGUGAACAGGGCUGCGAACAAAUAUCAGUCAUGGAGUUUAUUUUGAAUUGUUUUUUUUUUUUUAAAGGGCUGCCAAAGACGCUUUCUACUAUUCUGAAACAUUUUUUAUAACCGUCACAAACAUACAGAUUUUUGGAUUUAAAACAAAACAAAACAAAAAUAAGCAACCUGCAGUUCCAGAGUAUCAGCCGAUUCUGUUUUCAGAUGAAUCGCGUUUUGGAGUUUUGAUAAUUUUACAGUUAUAAUUACACAAAUUCUCAGAAAUCCUGUAAGAUAUCCAGCAUCCUGGGCUUUGGACCGAGGACGCGUUUAACUUUUCAUCUCUAAUACACACUCAUUAACCUGACACACACACACACACACACACACACACACACACACACACACACACACUCUCUCUCUCUUUGUCUGUUUUAUUUGUAAUCUUUAAUCUGCUUAAGUAUGUACUUCAAAUAGCUGGUAUCUAUUACACACAGACUUCUAUCUUUAUACCGUUCGUUCUUAGUUUUAUUUUUUAAUCAGUAACGGUUUUAGAAAGUCCUGCUGCUGGAACAGUGUACUCAAUAUAUUUUUAUAACAAAUGUCUUUUAGAUAUGACGGCACCUCGCUUCGAAGCACAGCCUCUGGAAAGGCAUUUACAUGCAGUAUACACAGCUUUUUAAAUAAUUAUUUCAGUUAUACAGAUUUAUAACGCUUUUUUUUACAGGACUGAGCGAGACGAACAGCAGCUUUACAGCACCGUUUCCUUAUUACACUGCCGUGGUGUUCUACAGUUUUAUUAUCAUAUUUGAUAUUUUUUCACAAACACAAGCGUCCCAGAUGUGUCCCGCGUCUGGAAUAGCCAUGUGCCGAUAUCCAGUUUUAAUAUUUCAUCAUGUUAUUACAGUACUUUUUAAACUAAAAAAAAAAAAAAAACAAUUUAUUUACUGCAUGUUUUUCUGAUGCAGUAAAUAGAAUUUUUUCCGUGAUGGAUAUAAUUGAGUGCAAACUGGCUUCUGGAUGGAAAGAAGGAAAUGAUGCCGUAUAUUACAUCCUGCAAAAAAAAAAAAAAAUUCCAAAAUAAUAUCUUAACACACACUAUUUGAUAAUUUUCAUUACAGCUGAUGAAGGAAAACGUGUAGAUGUGCCACAUUUCACACUUUUUGUGUUGGCGCUCUGAAUUUUAAUACGAAUUAUCACUCAAAAAUUCACCUUCUUUCAUCCCUACAAAUAAAAUCUGCAGCGAACCAAUCGACACGCGAAUCUUGAAUGAUUGACAGAUGCGUAGUUGCCCCGCCUCCUUCUCCCCGCAUGCCACGUUUCGGCCGGUGCUCUCGUCUCGACUCGAUUUUCACGCUCGAGAGUCACGGUAAAAAAUUUAUAUUCACAAACAGCACCUUUUUUGUUUGGAACAGGAAAAAAAAAAAUGACAAUUUAGACAAAAAGAUUAAAAAGUCCUGCUACUGUCAUACAUCUAACACUUAAAAAAAUUAUUUUAACAAUAAUGACGAUUGUAAGAUGAUUUAAAAACGCAAACGUAGCCCAUCCUACAGCGGGACUGCGCAUUAUUACUCUAACUGGCAGAUCUGCACGUGUGAAACCCAACACACUAAAUGUCUCGUUGUUAUAAAUCAACACUCACUCGGUCCCUGGGUAUCCCCCCCCCCCCCCCCCUUCUCUCUCUCAGGGUGCACAAACUUUUGCACUCAAUAUGACAUACAGUGAAUCAAUCACUUUUCAAUAUUAAAGUCAGUAUUAAAACACUGAGGCUCUUAUUCGUCAGAUUUUAUCUUUAAAAAACAAAAACACACAAACACUGCUGCAUUCUUGUCCAAAUGAAACAGGAUAAAUUUUAUACCUGAUUAUCGGCACAUGUUCUGAACUUUUUUUUUUUUUUUUUUUUUUUUUUUUUCGGUCCAGCGUAUGAACCAGUUAGCGCGUCCCACAUUCCCGCUGUAAUCGCGUCCGGUCUGGUUUUCCUCUCCCUGGGGCCGCCGCCUGACGCUCGCUCAUUUACACUUCUAUAUUCUCAUUUUUCCGACCGCGAGUCGAGUUUGGAAUCUCGAGUCUCUGUAAUUAGUUCUCGUAUCGAAUAAACAGAUUAUAUUUUCUCACCAAACUCUUACAAGCAGCAGGAUAACCGUACAUGAGCUGUUCAGGGAGGGAGUUUCCAUGGUAACCGUUGACAUUAAAGUCACGUAGCAAGCGAUCGUAUAAUUGUCCACGAGUUGCUGUGAUUUUAUACGCGGAUUACACCGUCACGUUUAAAUCACUUAUUCAUUUCAGUUACCAGUUUAAUGAAGAAAAAGCAAUUCCAAGACAAAUCUGUAAAUUAAGAUGAUAUAAGCGUAGCCAUUCAGUUAGGACAAAAGUAAUGGCGCCCUAUAAAAAGAGGAGGAGUCAGUGUGUGUCUGUGGUGGCCGACGUGCCGCGGUGGCCGAGCUGCGUUACUGGAAGACUGAAAGAGGAGGCGCUGUUUCACCGUUUAGUCGCCAUUUUGUCAUUUUCGGCUCUCUGGUGAGCUUUGCGCCUUUUAUGGAGAUUUGUGGGUGUGGCUAAAUGUUAAUACUAUGAAAGUGAUUGGUAAUUACCACCUGAGUGGUGUUUAUCAGCGUACACACGUUAGUACGAAGAAAAUCUAAGUUACCAAAAUGUUCGUAAAUUAGGAGCGAGUUGUUUUUUUACACACAACUUUUAGUUAAAGGUGGAAGAAUCGAUGUUGCUGCCUUCUGAUGGAGGACAAAAGCUGCUCCAACAUGCGAGUGGAAGUAGUGAUGGCAUUUUCACUCGUUUGUGAUAAAAAAUAUUGUUUAAAUUUUUAUAAAGUUAUAGCGUGUAAUAGAUUAUUGGCACAUGCUUCCUGUUGAGCACCAGAACAAAAACGCUAAAGGGCCUGUUUCAACAUUUAAGAUAUAAACUGUAAAAUAAUCAUCAUUUAAUUAAUAUUUUAAAAUAAUUCAACAUGUAGCGCGAUGUUUCCGACACGCCAAAGCGAAUAUUAACUCCACCGAGGUUUUUCGACUUCCCUGGUUUUUUUUUUUUCUGUAGCAAAAACACUCUGAAUUUUUGUGUAAUAUAAAAUGACCAUCGUUACGCAGUGCGUGAUGAAUGACCAGUUUUUAUCUCUCGAUUUUUACUUAAAACUUCACAUUAUCUUCAUAUUUAAUAUCCAUUUCGCAUGCCUCUCUCAUUUUCUCUCUCUUUUUGUUUUCUUGAAAAAAGUUGAUCUUUUUUUUUUGUUUUGUUUUUGUUUGUUUUUGAGGAACUGUCCGAGGUCAGUUGACUGCCAGAACAGUUUGGGGGGAAAAGUCUAAAUAUUAGCCGGAGGUUCGAGGAAGUUUGAGAAUCACGUGUACGACGACGUGCGUGUUGUUCGUGGUUAAAGCGGUAAAGGGGCUGCGUCCUCGCUUUCUCUCCAAAUAAAUAGCGAGAAUAUUAUAGCUAGUUUAUAUGUAACUCUAUUUACUUAUUUGGCUGUUUUUUUUUUCUUACAAGUGCCACUUUUGUAUUCAUUAAACGUGAGAAAAUAAAUAAAAAGUCUUUUAACAA